This is a messenger RNA of Cydia fagiglandana, 369 nucleotides long. RefSeq lists its product as uncharacterized. NCBI's taxonomy places the organism in Eukaryota, Metazoa, Arthropoda, Insecta, Lepidoptera, Tortricidae. The transcript is spliced from 3 exons. The record is from RefSeq and is a predicted model, not a curated record. The coding region runs from base 1 to 369 and encodes 122 amino acids.
AUGUAUAGCUUACACACCGUCUAUAAGUUUGGUUGGUGCAAGAGUGAUGCGAUGAACCGGGCGAAUCUGUUCCGAACCUCGAACUACACAAUACCUCACCGCUUUGUGGCCGAGACGCGAUGGAUUUAUGUUCUAGAAUGGGCGAGCCGGAGGAGAUUCAGCUUGCAGUGUGUUGUAGUAAAAGUUUGGGUGCCAGCAAAGUACCAAUUCAAAAGGACGCGGAUACCCUUCCACUAUUGCCAAGGAACGUUGAUCUACUUGAUGGCCUCCCAGGUGGGCAGGCUACUUCUUCAUGAGUUCUACUUCAUGGCCGACUUUUAUAUGCCAGCGACAUUCAUGUUUGAGUAUUAUCACCCUAUAUAUUUGUAA